GCCGGGCUGACAGUGUUGACUUGGCCUUGGUUGGGGAAGGUUGUCUGGGCACCUGUGCGUGGGGCGAGGCUUAGUGCAGGUAGAUCUCAGGUGUGGUAAUGCGUAGGUGUGCUGGGGCGGGCGGCAAGGGGUCGAAGUGAAGUGGUGUCAAGUGAGCAAAGUGUGAGCUUCCUCUGCCACCCCGCCAUGGCCAGCAUCCUGAAGGACCUCCGCGCUGCCUUCGGGGACGUCGAGCCGGCGCCCUACACGGUGGUGGUGCAGCGAGGGGGCUACGAGGAGCGAGUAUACCCGUCAAGGCAAUGGGCGUGCACCUCCAUGUCUGGGCCCAGUCGCCACGAGUUGGUCACGCCGAUGUUCAGGAGACUCUUCAGCUACAUCUCCGGCAGGAACGAACCCAACAUCAGGAUAGACAUGACCACGCCAGUCGUCACCUACGUCGAGCCACAAGACGACGAGGGGAGGAGGCGGCGGCGGAGGAGCAAGGGCGAGGAAGGAGGCGACUGUUGCGACGGAGACAUCACCGAAAACCCCUUCCUCCGCACCCCCUCCACCUCCUCCACCUCCACCUCCUCGUGCCUCACCUACACAAUGGCGUUCAUGGUGCCGGCGUCCCACCAGGAGGCGCCACCGACCACUGCCGACAAGCGGAUUUUCUUCGAGAGGAGGAAGAAGAUGGCGGUCCUGGUCAGGCGAUUCGGGGGCUACUUAAACGACGAGGUGGUGAGGCGAGAACUAGCAGCGUUGAGAGAAGCCAUCACCAACAACGGAGAUGCGGAGAACGUCGACUUCCAGCGGUACUUCGUGGUAGGUUACGACCCGCCCUUCAAGCUUCUGGGACGCCGCAACGAGAUCUGGGUGGUGAAGAGAGUGUGGGAACCCGAAGAGGAGGAGGUCUUGCAGAUGGAAAAGGGAUGUUGUGGAGAGGACUUCGUGUUAGUGGAGAGGGAGAUGCAAGAUGAGGAGCUGGUAGUGGUGAACGGCGUGGUGGAGGGGCAGGAGAAUGGGCUAGAGGAGAAUAAGGAGAAUGCGGUGGGGAGAAGUGGAGGGACGAUGGAGAAUGUGGAGAAUGUGGAGAAGGAGAACGCCGUGGUGGUGGAAGCUAAUGGUGUGGUGGGGAAGGCGAAUGGUGAUGUGGUGUUUGUGGAGACCUUGGCAGAUGAAUAGUGAUGGUGGUGUUGAUGGUGAUAAACUUGUGAUAUGGAUGGAGUUCGUAAGAGAAAGAAAACAAAAGACUAACAGAGGAAAGGAAAAUGAAAGUCGAGAAAGUUGAUAAAAGGAAAAACUGAUGAUAAGAAGAAGAAGAAUCAUAAAUCGAAAUAAUGAUAAAUGGAAAUAGAAAGAUGAAUAAAAGGAAAAUAAUCAGAAUAAACGAAAUUGAAAUGGACGUCGAAAUGGUUGUUAAAAAAUGUGAUAAAAGAAUAAGCGUAAAAGAAAAGAAGGAUAAUGAAGAAAUAAUGGAGAAAUGAAGCAAAUAAUUAUGAAGAAAUAAAAAAUAAAAAAAAUCAGAUUAGCGAAGGAAAGGGAAAUGGAAGGCGAAAAAGUUGUUUAAAAGAAAACUGCGAUAAGAAGAAGAAGCGUAGAAGCAACAGCGCAAAAGGAAAGGAGAAAGCGAUAAAGAAGAAAUAAAAAGAUGAAUAAAUGAAGAAAAAUAAUUAUAAAAGAAAGAAAACAAUGAUGGAAAACGAAAGAAAAUAAUUAUAAAAGAAAGAAAACAAUGAUGGAAAUGGAAAGAUGGAUUAAUGAAGAAAAAUAAUUAUAAAAAGAAAGAAAACAAUGAUGGAUAAGUGAAGAAAAACAAUUACAAAGAAAGAAAACAAAAGACUAAUAGAAAACAACGAUGGAUAAAAAAGCAAAUAUCAGAGAAAGAAAAUAGAUGAUAGAAAAAAAGAACGAUGAAAAUAUGAAUACAAAAAGUUAAUAAUGAAUGGAAAUAAAAAAGGAAAGAAAUGACGUGUGAUUUUAUUCUUUUUCUUUUACUGUUUUCUUUAUUUUCUUUACAUUUUACUGAAGUGACGAGAUGUUUAAAAAGACAGGUGGUAGUUAUAUUUUUAAGUGAUUUUAGACAGUUUUAAGACAGUGGUAUUAAGGAGGGUUAAAGAGAUAUGAAAAAGUAGAUCUGAGAGUUAGCAAUAUAUAUAUUUUUUUCUUUUAAAUGGUUGAAGUAAAUGAAACUGAUAUAAAAAGAUUGAGAAAGGUAUAAAAAAACAUGUAUAGUGCUUGUCAGGACCAUCACAUAUCACUAUUAUUAUUAUUAUUAUUAUUAUUAUUAUUAUUAUUAUUAUUAUUAUUAUUUUAGGGCACUGCAGCACGCAUUGUCGUUUUCUGUUUAGUGUCGCUCAAUACGUUUUCUUUCAUCAAUGCUUGACUAUCAUAUUUUAAUUCUAUGUUCCUUAUUUUAAUUUAGAUUGAUAAUGUGUUUAGGCCUAAGAAAUAUUCGUUUGUGUUGAUAGAAAAAAUGUAACGUUGGAUUUUAGCGCUUGCAUCAUAAUUAUAUAUAGAAUUGUUACUUUUUGUGGAUAUAUAUUCGUAUGAGAGAGAGAGAGAGAGAGAGAGAGAGAGAGAGAGAGAGAGAGAGAGAGAGAGAGAGAGAGAGAGAGAGAGAGAGAGAGAAAGCAAAAACAA
This is a messenger RNA of Eriocheir sinensis (Chinese mitten crab), 2622 nucleotides long. RefSeq names its product heme-binding protein 2-like. Bases 187 to 1164 code for a protein of 325 amino acids. The transcript is spliced from 5 exons. Lineage: Eukaryota; Metazoa; Arthropoda; Malacostraca; Decapoda; Varunidae. The record is from RefSeq and is a predicted model, not a curated record.